AUGUCUGACCUACUUCACCGGCUAAACCCCUUCCGACCCGCCUCACCUGCAAAACCACCACCCCACUCCCAGCUUCGCACUUCGUCGCCCAUCCGUAAACGUACGAAAUCACCCCACCACCUCACGCUAUAUCUCGAGCGCGAUCGCCCCGACUCGGCGGCGGGACAUCUCCCCUCUCGCGCUUCGUCGUCCCUCGAGUCUCCACUCCCCGACGUACCGUACGGCCGUUACCUGCUCGACACACAGCGGUCGAUGGAUCUGGAUCGGCCGGUAUUUACGCCAGUCCCCUCGUCCCCUUCGCACUCCCCAUACCCUCACACUGACCCACCACCUACGACCACUCCAGGUCGGCGGGCCAGGACACCCUCGAUCCUUCGCACGCUAGCGCACCACCCGAGCCUGUCCGCACUGAAGGGCAAGCAGAAGCGGGAGAAGAAGCGGGAAGUCGAAGAGCGGGAAGAGAGAUUGAGCGGGAGUGUGGACGAUGAAGUCCCAGAGAGGGAUGAGGAGGAGCGCAAGGGAUGGAUGGGGACGUGGGGGAGUGCCAAGAAGAAACGGGCGAGAAAGGGGAGUUUAAAGCUGGCGAAGAGCAUGCCGAGCGUUCGGACCAGUGACGAGAGCGAUGACUAUCGAUCAAGUAUGGACGUCCCCGUACCCGCUCUUCCGGAAAUGUACGUCAAGCGCACGUCGAAAGGGAUCGACUUCUCCAAAGCCCUAACGCCGGACAUCGAGAUCUGCUUGGAGGGGUACGAGACACCCGUCUCGCCCACUCGCAUCGCCCCUAGGGCUUCAACUUCGCCUAUGCGGAUGCCCCGGACACGAGGCAAGUCAGAGGACCUGUCGCCGAAACGGCAGCCUAUUCUACCACGCCAUCUCUCCACGCCCGCUAAAGCCGACCGCGGCUACUCACCCUCGCCUCCUCGUCUCUCCCUUCCUGCACCCUCGCAGCAUCCCCACCCCGUCCCCCUCGACUGGACCCGACGGGACUCAAUCGAAGAGUACGAUCCGAGCAAUUAUGGGGAUCGACCUGGGACGCCCGAAGACCUCGCAGGGCAGCUGGAAGAUGGACUGGAUAUCCUGCGGCUGCCGGAGGAGCUACCGGACGGGACGCCGGGCGGGACGACGGCUGAUAAGCGGAGGGGCAUGCUUUCGGACGGCGCAAAGCAUGAGAAGGGCUCGAUCCGGUUCUUCUCCCGAGACACCUACGCUCGACUAUCGGAGUCCCCCUCUGAGUCUCCUCGCCCAUCCCCAUGCCCCACCCCAACUCUCACUAUCCCCAACCCGGCCGGUCUUUCCCCCGCUCAGCGCGCCGAAUCGCCCUUCGAAGUCAAGCUCUCUCCCCUCGUUACCAAGCGCAUGUCCCUCGAGGUCUUUGGUCCUACCCUCGGCCUAGUCAAGGACGAUGGGGACAAGCGGGAAAGCCUGCAGAGUCUCGCGGAGAGCGUCGAGGAGAUGGAUGAUGAUCAGUUUGAGCUGGACGAGGAGAAAGGCGUGGCUACGGGGCUCAUCGACCUCGCCAAGCCCAAUACUCUCGAAGGAUGGACCGGGACCCAGCUCACGACAAUCGCGGAAUCCCCCUCGUCCGUCCACAGUACGGCGUACCUCGCUCAAGCUCAGAGCACACCCUCCGCUCCCACUCAAGCUGGAGGGGAGACCGGUCCGACCGCCUACUAUACCCCCGACUCCCACUCGACCUCCACGGGUACGGACAGCUCAUACUCGCCCGUCCCUGUUAGUCUAUCCCGGCAGCUCAUCCAGGCGCAUACGGACCACACCCGCCAGCUCGACGCCCGGGUCCGGGAGGGCGAGGUCCUCAUUGCGGGUCUGCGAGAGGAGAUCGCCAUGCUCAAGAAGGAGCUAGAGGAUGAGUCGUGCGAGAACGAGGCGGCGUGGAAGGUGGUCGAUGAGAUGCAGGCGGAUCUGAAGCAGGCGGAGGCUAGCUCAGAGGAGAAGCAUCAGGCGCUGGAAUCGAUGCGUCAGGCGAUGGUAGAGAAUGAGGAAUUCUUCGAUCAGCUGCAGGAGGCACACGAUAAUCUGGCGGAACGAUUCGAGCGGAUGGAGAUGGCUCUCACCAAUGGCGCCGAGGUACGCGAGAAGCAGGCGGAUCAAAUCGCCGCUCUCGGUCGGACGAACGGGGAACUCGUCCUCGCUUCUGCGGCGCUGAGGAAGGACAAGCUCGACCUCGAGUCUCAACUGCACGAAUCCACCGCCACGCUCGAGGCUCGAACGAAGGAGCUCAACGAUGCGGCGCGUCAACUCGAAGUCACCGUCGAAGAGUACACUACGCAUCUGGCGGACUGCGAUCGUCGAGCGGCGGAAAUGGGCGUGAGGGUCUCUGAGGUGGAUACGCUCCGCAGCCUGCUGAGUUUGCGCGAGUCGGAGCUCGAGGCGAGUCAGGCGGCGGCGGUAGAGCUGCGAGAGGAGAUGAGGGGGUGGGAGAGGAAGUUGGUGGAGAAAGAUAUGGUGCUUCAGCAGUUGAGGGAUAAGGUGGGAACGAAGCAAUUCGAGGUGGACGAGGGGAGAGUGGAGGCGGAGGGGGAGAUCAUGGAGUUAAGGGCGAAGCUGGACAGGGCACUGCAGGAGAGGGGGGAGUUGAUGGAACAGCUCAACACUGCCAAGGACAGCUCAGGCCGUACCACUCAGCUGGAAGAUGACAACACCCGCCUUGAGGAGGACGUCCAAGAACUUCAGUUCCUCUAUGAGGAGUCGCUCAACCAGCUCGAAGCUGCCCGGAGCGAGAUCGAGGCGCAAGUCGGCGACAUGUCGCUCCAGCAGGGCGAGGUGAAGCAGCUCCGCGCCGACUUGGAAGCCACCCAAGAAUCGCUCGCGCGUGUUACGGCCCAAUCCACCCGGGCUCAGCGGGAGCACGACCGGACCGCCUCUGACCUCAAAUGGAAGAUUGACGACCUCCGCACCCAGCUCGCCGACCAAGAAACCAAAGUCCGGGUCGCCUUUGUCGAGCGGGAAAUGUCAAGCGCUACCACAGCGGACGUACAAUCUCGACUCACGGCGUACCUCGGCGAGAUUGACCGGUUGAAGCUGGCCGAGACAAAGCUAUUGUCCGAGGUGGGCGAUCUGCGGGCUGCAUCGUCUGGCGAGACACUGCGGGUCGUGGAGCUGGAAAAGCGGAUCAAGGAGCUGGAGGAGGACAAGAUGUUGAUGGACAUCUCGCUGGAUAAUAAGGAGACGGAAAUCACGCUCUUGAAUCGUCAGGCGUCGCGAUCGGGGAGCGUCACGCCGACGAGGAAACGGCUGGUCGCUAGUACGAGUCGCAUCCCUUCUACUCCCUCGGCUUCGACUAUCGCUCGGCCGGGGGAAACACCGGGUCCGAAUCGCCGGCUUUCGGUCAGUAUGCACGGAUCGGCGAUCAAGCGUCCGGUCAGCGCGGCGGGGGCGGCCAAGUCGGGAAGGAGGGAGAGCUCCAUCAUGAGUACGCCCAAGCCAACUCCUACUGCGCCGAGUCUCGCUCGUCGUCCUUCGCUCGCUACUCCCACUCCGGCUACGCGGGUUCUCAGCUCGUCGACCAAGCAUAACCACACUUCCGACCUGAAGCUUGCCGGUCCUCGCAAGUCACUAGCGGUGGAGCCAGCGGGGCAGGUCAAGCGCAAGACGAGCCUCCCUACUCUUGCUCGGCCAGCUUCGGUCUCGCGCACGGGUCACCGAACGUUGGUGGGGAUGGAGGAAGAAGAAGAGGUGGGGGCGAAUUAG
Dioszegia hungarica is the source of this 3708-nucleotide messenger RNA. RefSeq lists its product as uncharacterized. The transcript has 6 exons. The record is from RefSeq and is a predicted model, not a curated record. Bases 1 to 3708 code for a protein of 1235 amino acids. Lineage: Eukaryota; Fungi; Basidiomycota; Tremellomycetes; Tremellales; Bulleribasidiaceae.